AUGAACACAUUGUCCCAGCGCGACAAUCCACCUGUCCGGCCAGAUGAGAACCAGGGACCGACCAUCCUUGCUGCCACCUUGACGGUCACCAUCGCUGCCUUAUUUGCCGUCAUUGCGAGGUUGUAUGUGAGGUUACGAAUGAUCAGGAAUGUCGGGUGGGAUGUAAGCAUUUUCGACAGCGUUUACUAUGGAGCUGGACGACACAUUGAGUACAUUGAGAUUCACGAGUUUCAGAACUCUUUCAGACUCAAUUUCGUCACCCAACCGCUGUAUCUUUUCGCAAUCUGCUUGACCAAGCUCUCUGUCGGCUUCUUCUUGCUCCGCAUCGCUGUGCAGCCUUUCUAUAAGAAGCUGAUCAUUGGGAUCAUGUGCUUUAUGUCAUUUUACACAAUUGGGUGCUUCUUCACCAUCGUGCUGCAAUGCACCGAUCUUCGUGUACAAUGGGAUCAGACCGUUAAGGGAACAUGUUGGAGCACAAAGACACUCAAGUCUUUGAGCUAUAGUAAUCAGGCGCUGAACAUUUUGACUGAUGUUGCCUUCUCAGUCGCCAUACCGAUUCCGAUGCUCUGGAACGUGCAGAUGAACCGACGACAAAAGGCCUCGAUUAUUGGUAUCCUCGGUCUCGGCAUGUUCGCUACUGCUGCAGCGGUCGUCAAGCUAUCAUACGUCUCCACCUAUGGCCGCUCGGGUGACUGGCUAUGGGACUCUCGCGACCUUACCAUCUGGACAGUCAUUGAGUGCAACGUCGCCAUCAUCGCAGGUUGUCUACCAUGUUUAAAACCUCUCUUCCGCACUGUCCUCGGCUCUACAUACGGACGUGGAACGCGCAAGACUGAGCCUUCUAAGUACAUAUCGAGACCCUAUGGACCAGGCACACCGCAGCGCUCGAGAAACUAUUCCGAAUUACAUUCAAACAAGACGGCGGAUACCGACUACAAAGGCUAUGGUGGCAAGGAUGCAUACAUGCUUACUACCAUAGGCACGGAGAAGCACAUGGGCGGUGAUGUAAGCCGACUAUCCUCUGGAAGGAGCUCGCCAAACCAGGGCAAGGACAGUUCGGAGAGUAUCGCAAGGCUGAACAGCGAGCCUGGUUUCGGUGGCUUGGGACGCAUCGCUGUCACAACGAAGGUGGAUGUGACAGAGUCUGAAAUCUAUGACGACAGGCAACGGCACGGUCGACCAAAAGCAAAAGAAAUGGUGUGA
Parastagonospora nodorum SN15 is the source of this 1203-nucleotide messenger RNA. RefSeq lists its product as hypothetical. Lineage: Eukaryota; Fungi; Ascomycota; Dothideomycetes; Pleosporales; Phaeosphaeriaceae. The record is from RefSeq and is a predicted model, not a curated record. The coding region runs from base 1 to 1203 and encodes 400 amino acids. The transcript has 4 exons.